AUGGGUACGGGAAAGAAAGAGGCCAACCGGCGAGUCCGCCAGGGCAAAACAGGGGAUGGCCUCGCAAAUGUGCGCGUCAAGGGCGAAAACUUUUAUCGCAAUGCGAAGAAGGUCAAGACCUUGAACAUGUAUAAGGAGGGGAAGGCGCAGAGAAAUGCCGAAGGCAAGAUAACCAAGGCCGCCUCUUACCAAUCUCGGGACGUCCCAGAUGCUCGAAUCGAGCCGAAUCGAAAAUGGUUCACAAAUACCCGAGUUGUGUCACAGGACACGCUCAAUGCGUUCCGGGAUGCUAUGGCUGAGAAGGCAAAAGAUCCUUACCAAGUCCUCCUCAAGUCGAACAAACUUCCUAUGAGUUUAAUUCGAGAUGGUCAGGACACUAAUGGGAUCAAACAGCAUAAGGCGAAGAUGACCGUCGAAACCUCGCCUUUUGCUGAAGUAUUUGGGCCAAGGGCGCAGCGCAAAAGAGUUAAACUCAAUGUUAGCAGCCUAACGGAUCUGGCUGGGGAUACGGAGAAGAGUAUGGACUCGUACCAGGAUCGUUUGGAGCAGGCCAGACUUCUCAGCGGGCUGUCUGGACAAGAUGAAGAGGAGCGCCAAGUGACCAUGGCUAUUGAGCCAGUUUUCGACAAGGGCCAGAGUAAGCGUAUCUGGAAUGAGCUCUACAAAGUUAUCGAUUCCUCUGACGUCGUUAUCCAUGUCCUGGAUGCUCGCGAUCCCGUCGGAACCCGAUGCCGGAGCAUUGAGAAAUAUCUCAAGGAAGAGGCGCCACACAAACAUUUAAUUUUUGUGUUGAACAAGUGUGAUCUUGUCCCAACCAGCGUUGCCGCUGCUUGGGUUCGAAGCUUAUCCAAGGAAUAUCCAACAUUGGCUUUUCACGCCAGCAUCAACAAUUCAUUUGGCAAGGGCUCCUUAAUUCAGCUAUUACGACAAUUCUCCACACUCCAUGCCGACAGGAAACAGAUAUCUGUUGGUUUGAUUGGGGGCCCCAACACUGGCAAGUCUUCUAUUAUUAAUACUCUUCUGAAGAAGAAGGUCUGCACUGUCGCCCCUAUCCCUGGUGAGACUAAGGUUUGGCAAUAUGUGAGCCUUAUGAAGAGAAUAUACCUCAUAGAUUGCCCGGGCGUUGUACCGCCAUCAAGCACUGAUACUCCUACUGACCUUGUCCUCCGCGGCGUCGUCCGAGUCGAGAAGGUAGAGCAUCCAGAGCAGUACAUAUCAGCGCUUGUAGAUAGGGUAAAGCGUCAUCACAUGGAAAAGACGUAUGAUCUCAAAGGGUGGACAAAUGCGACUGAGCUUCUCGAGCUCCUUGCCAGGAAAAGCGGCCGCCUUCUUCGUGGAGGAGAGCCUGACUUGGAUGGCGUCGCUAAAAUGAUGUUGAACGAUUUUAUGAGGGGUAAAAUUCCCUGGUUCACCCCAGCUCCGUCGAUGAACUCCGACAGCAACGGUAUUGCUGGCCGUGACGGACGGCUCGGUGAGAUGCCGAAAAAACGCUCCAUAGAGGACACUGAGGAUCCCUCCACAAGUACCUUGCCUACGGUUCCUGGGAAGGAGCACGGUGCGACUGAUGCAGAUAGCGAAGAAGUCUUCGAAGGCUUCAGCAGCGACGCUGAGCCACCUACCACCUCAGACCCGACCACCGACGCAUCCGUCAUACCAACCGCUACCAACUCAUCGACCAGCAAGCGGAGAAAGAAGACGUGA
This is a messenger RNA of Pochonia chlamydosporia 170, 1701 nucleotides long. Its product is annotated as nucleolar GTP-binding protein 2. The transcript is spliced from 3 exons. Gene Ontology annotation, cellular component: nucleolus. The record is from RefSeq and is a predicted model, not a curated record. Gene Ontology annotation, molecular function: GTP binding. Lineage: Eukaryota; Fungi; Ascomycota; Sordariomycetes; Hypocreales; Clavicipitaceae. The coding region runs from base 1 to 1701 and encodes 566 amino acids.